Plasmopara halstedii is the source of this 1236-nucleotide messenger RNA. RefSeq lists its product as uncharacterized. The transcript is spliced from 2 exons. Lineage: Eukaryota; Oomycota; Peronosporomycetes; Peronosporales; Peronosporaceae. The coding region runs from base 1 to 1236 and encodes 411 amino acids. The record is from RefSeq and is a predicted model, not a curated record.
AUGGACCUGGAUCCACAAUCGUCUCGUGCACAUUUCACGAAAGUAAAUACCCCGAGUCAGCUCGCACCUGUACAAACAAGUACGACGAAUUACAUGCCAUCGCCAUCGAGAGCGUUAGAGUUGGAUACGCCACGUGGACCAGAAUAUAUUGCUGGGGACGGAAUUCCGACGGGCGCUUGGGCCACUGGUCUCUUUGAUUGCUUUGACAACCUUAUACCCAACUGCUUUAUGGUCACUUUGUGUCCAUGUGUGGCUGUAGCACAAUUAUCUACACGUCUGGGCGAUGCCUCGUACAAACUCGUUCUAGGUUUCUUAGUGCUUGCCUCAGUGGUGCAGUUGACCAUGCUUGUAAUCGCGUGUAUUAAGGCUGAAGAAGAGCAUGACACAGUGAAUGGCAUUUACGGCUCCUACGAUGGCAAAGAAGUCAAUGCUUCGUUCGUAAUUAUUGCGCUAGCUGUGCAGCUUCUGCUACUUGCCUACGUCUGGCAUCUUCGUAUGAAGACUCGCCGCCGCUUUCAACUCCCUGGCUCAAUGGUGACCGAUUGUCUCAGCUCGUGGUUUUGCUCGUGCUGUACGGUGGCACAACUGCGUACGCAUGUGCGUUGUUAUCAGCCCGGAGACUGCUCGUUCCGAGCUCCUGAUGUGCUCCAAGCCUAUCCUGGCAAGUCGUAUGCAACAGUGGUGCACGUUAAGCAGGCUUCUCAUGCCGGUACAUGUGAACAAAGCGUGAUGGUUAGCGCAUGGUCGGCUGAUUUUUGUGGCUGUUUUGAUUCAAUGAUACCAAAUUGCUGCAUGGUCACUUGCUGUUCGUGUGUUGCUCUGGCCCAGAUUUCCGAGCGACUGGGCGUUGCACCGUACAUACGCAUCCUAGUGAUCUUCUCAUUGCUUUCUCUUGCCGGCUUUAUUGCCGGACUUUAUCCAGUCUAUUUAAAUAGUCAUUCGGAGUUGGGACCCAGCAUUAAUUCGAAUGAAUAUUCCCACGCCGGUCGUCAUGAGACUAAUCCGGCCCAAUCGUGGACUCUUACCAUCGUCAGAGCCAUUUUUGUUGGGUACAUUUGGUAUUUGCGUCAAAUCACUCGCCGAAUGUUUCGAAUUCCAGGAAGUUCAUGUGGAGACUUUUGGGCUUCAUUCUGUUGUUCUUGCUGCACUUUGGCGCAGAUUGCGACGCACGUUAAGAGCUACAAGCCGGGAGCUUGUAGCUUUGGACCGCCUGACGUGUUACCCCCGUACACGUAA